Prunus armeniaca (apricot) is the source of this 933-nucleotide messenger RNA. NCBI's taxonomy places the organism in Eukaryota, Viridiplantae, Streptophyta, Magnoliopsida, Rosales, Rosaceae. The record is from the annotation of a GenBank genome assembly.
AUGGACAAUGAAGGCAGUCAUCAACCCAAGCAAGAACGUUCAAGGACUAGGUGGACAGCUUCCCUUGAUAAGACAUUCGCAGACUUGGUUGUUAAGCAGAUUCAAUUGGGAAACAGACCCAACAAUGUCUUCGACAAGAAAACAUGGAACAUUAUUCGUGACGAGUUUAACAGGCAAACAGAUCUCAACUUCAACAACAAUCAAUUGAGGAAGCACUUGGAUGUUCUAAGGACGCGCUUCUACGGUCUCAAGUCAGCUUAUGAUCAAACUAAUGACUUCAGUCUGGAUGAUUCUUGUUGUAUCGAGUUUGCUCACCUGUGGGAAGACCUUGGGGUACAGCCUAGGCCUGAAACAAUUAAAGUCAAGGACUGUCCCAUAUAUGAUCAGCUCUGCACGAUAUUCGCAGACUCAACCGCCGAUGGGAAGUAUGCCCAAUCUAGUCACUAUGAGGGUUUGGACAAGUCCGCCGGAAUAGACGAUGCAGGUUUGAGUUCCUAUCCUGACAGUGAAGCCCCUCCUCAUCCUGAAAUCCCACCAUCCUCAAAGCCUGUGCAAGGAAAUGCAUUAUCAGCAGAAAAGGUGGCCAAGGUUAUAGCAGAGAGAAAAAGGAAACGUCCAUCUGAAACACACUCUUCUGAGGAUCAAAGAAGCAGAAGGGAUCAAGAAAUAUGUGAUACCAUGGCACAAGCCAUGCGAGAGAUGAUUGCUGCCUCAAAGUUGAGGAGGGCCACAGCAAUGCCUAGUGACAAAUUUUCGAUAACAAAUUGUAUUAGAGCACUGGAUGAGAUUGAAGGCAUUGGCGAAAAGCUCUACUUUCCGGCACUGGACCUGUUUGAGGACCCUAAUUUAAGGGAGACCUUCCUCUCUUUAAAAGGCAAUCAAAUACGGUUGACUUGGUUGCAAGCCAAGUGCAGUAAAACUACCUAUGGUUAG